AUGAAACCUGCGAAUGUUACGACGGAAAACGCAAAUAUUACGUGCGAAAACACGUGGCAUUGCUGGAAAAAACAGCGACUCGAAGCGAAAGCAGUUAAAUACUCCGUCAGCGAUUUUGUAAGUGUCAGUAGAGCGAAAGUCGCCUUUGCGAAGGGAUACGAGGCCAAGUGGAGCGAAGAGAUAUUUCGAAUUCAUCGUGUUCUCGAGUGGCGAAAUCCGCGCGUUUACGAACUGAGUGAUUUAGCGGAUGAAGUUGAAAACGGAAUUUUCUACGUGCAAGACCUGUUUCCUGUUGUUAAAAAUCUACAAGAAGAAACUUUCAUCGUUGAUUGGGUGAUAAAGAGCAAAGAUCGGAGAUGUAAUAGGCAACUGCUAGUCAGUUGGCAGAGUUAUCCGUCUAAAUUCGACUUGUGGAUUCCGAGUUUAACAACGCUUUCACAACAAGGCGACGACAAUGAUGAUGACAAUGGAGAAACACUUUUUCGUAGUUUUCCCGAGCAAUAG
Messenger RNA from Pseudomyrmex gracilis, 504 nucleotides. RefSeq lists its product as uncharacterized. Lineage: Eukaryota; Metazoa; Arthropoda; Insecta; Hymenoptera; Formicidae. Bases 1 to 504 code for a protein of 167 amino acids. The transcript has a single exon. The record is from RefSeq and is a predicted model, not a curated record.